UGAGUUUCAUUAAAGGGCCAGUGUGGAGGUUUGCAGCUGGCUCGUGGAUGGACUGGUGUUGCUGCGAAUCGAAACCUAACCAGGGACAGAGAAUUCAGAUACGAAGCCUCAGCAGGCUCCUCUCUCCUGGCUCGCUAUUGAUCAGCGUCUGCACGGCCUCUCACCUGCUGAAACUUUCUUCGUCUCUUUCUCCCUCAUCCACGAAAUGGCACGCUUUUAAACUUUGCUUCGGUUCAAUGAACUUCCCCACUUCAUCAGUGAACAAGCAUGGAACCUGUCAGACAGAAACGCAAGGAGGAGAUAAGCAAAGCUCUGACAUUUAUACAGUCUUCCCUGGCUUAUCCAGAGCCCGAGGGCUACCAGGACUUCCUGACUAAGUUAGUGUGCAACCUGCUCGAUGAGGGCAACGCCUUGUUCAGGGAUGGAGACUGGGAGCAGGCGGUGAAAGAGUUCAGUGAAGGCUUGAAUGUCUCGUGCUACGCUGCAGCAGAGGAGCUCCAGAUCUCCGAAGUUUUGCUGGAGAGCCUGUAUAUCAACCGGGCUGCUACCUACCACAGUAUGGGGGAUUACCAUCGAGCCCUGGAGGACUGCAACAGAGCUCUGAAACUAAAAGAGUGCAAGGAAAACCCCAAGGCCCUGUACAGGAAGGCACUUUGUUUGAAGGAGCUUGGGAAGUACAGGGAGGCCUACAACUGCACCACCGACUGUCUGCUCAUCAGUCGUCUGGACAAACAGGUGAAUGAGCUUGCACAGGAACUGGCCGUCCACCUGGGACUAAAAAAUCGGAAACCCUAUGUCAGCGCAAAGAAAGACGCACUUAUCACAAGAGGUGUCGCAAAUGGAAACAUGACCGCUGAAACGAUCAUGGUAUCUGGUGCUCAUUUAGGAAACGGUACCAAUCCUCUGAGUGGCCUUGCUCCAGUCCGCUUUCCCAGCAUGUCUCAGCCGUCCAGUCCCUCCACAACUCCCAGCUGCCACCAACCCGCUGUCUUCAAAGUACCUGACACGGUGGACACUCUGGAGGACUCUGAGCUGAUGGGAGAUGACUUGGACAGCCUGCUCGACUGCUUCCCUAAUGAGCAGGAGCCAACUGAGACCCACACCCAGGCAGCAUCCUCAGUCCCCAACAAGACCUCCACAUCCCCAUGCACAGUUCCUUUUAUCCUGCCCGCCCCGACACCCCAGCUACCCCCGGCCUUCUUCAGCUCGGCCGUCAGCCCACUCAACACCCUGGACUCCUUUUCAGGUGGUGGGUGCAGCACCACACCUGCAACACUAGAUGCUCUAGACGACCUCUCGCCCUCCGGAAUUGGUGGCACAGAUGCUCUAAACCUGGGAGUGACCUCUGUGGCGCUGGAUGAACUGGAUGCCCUUGAUUCCCUGGAUGACUUCUUGGAAACGACUCCAGGUGCCGCUGCUGCUGUGACUGAGUCCAAAAUAGAACUGGAUGUCGGCAACAAGUCCCUUGAUGAUUUGCUAGAUGAACUAGAUCCCCUGGAGACUGUCUCUGAUCCAGGAGGUCAGAGUGGUGUUGUCCCUAAGCUUGGUCUGAAAGCUGUGGACCAGGUCAAGUCCCUUGAUGCCCUGGACUCGUUUCCCUCAGUGGAAGGUGUUGGGGCAGCUUUGCCAGCAAUCUCCUUUGGGGGAACAGCCCUGGACUCAUGCUCUGAUUUCCGCUCAACUGGUAUCACAGGCUCGCACAGUGCUGCAGCUACAGUAAUGCGAUCUCCAAAGAAUAACUACAAAGAGAGGAAUUACAAAGGGCUGGUUGCAGCUUCUAACCCCCUGUCUGCCACCCAUGAGUUCUUGCAGGCGUGCUCUGCCUGUUUCCCUCGGCAAGGUCAAAAGAUUUGUAGUUUUGUUCAUAAGCCAGACCUGGUCCACAGCUGUGAGCGAGACAUUCUGUUAUGUAGACGAAAGGCAGAUCGUCCUUCAGAGUGGACCAGAGUGCGGCCGCUUCCUGCCUAUACUUCCUUCAGUGGGCCGUUUGUACUUUGCAGGGAACUGCUGAAGUUCGGGAACUGUCAGUACAAAGAGAACUGCAAUUUUGCCUAUAACCAGCUGGAGAUUGACGUUUGGACAGCGGAGAGGAAGGGGACGCUGGACAGAAAACUGCUGUUUGAAACAGACGCUGUCAAAAUGGACCCUGUAAUCAACAUCAUACGCCUUCUACAGGAAAACAAGGGCAUGUUCAUGUUCCUCUGUCAGGAAUGCUAUGACAGUAAACCUAGAAUCAUCAGUAAACGCUGCAAAGACGAUCACACCAUAUGCUCUAACUUGGAUGCUCGCCACACCUUUGAUGCUAACAAGUGCCUGGCAUUCGUGGUGAGGACCCACAGUGUGAACUACAGAAAGGUCCGUCCACUGAGCGUCCUGUGCCACUUGGAUCUGUGCCGCCAAGCCAUCCGUUAUGGCUGCCAGAGAGAAGACAACUGCCAUUUUGCCCACUCCGUCAUAGAGCUCAAAACCUGGAGAGUGCAGCGGGACACAGGUAUCAGCCCUGAUGAGAUUGUGAAAGUAUCUACAAAGUAUCAUGACAAGCAGGAGCAAACCUCAAGCAAACACAAAGGAAAUAGACAGUUGUCUUCUGGACGUGGUGGAAGCAAAACUAGAGAAGGAGUUGGGAAGAGUAUGAACAUGAACAUGAAGUUUGCCUGUGCUCAGUGCUGGCGGGACGGCCUGAUCAGUGAACCGGACAAAACCCUCAAGUACUGCACUGCCAAGGCCAGGCACGCGUGGACUAAAGAGAGAUGGGCACUACUGGUGAAGUCCUUGGAGAGAAGCAAAUGGGUUCAGGUCCGACCACUACCACAUGCCAAGAACUUCCCUGCACACUAUGAUAUAUGUACACAGAUUUUGGCGAAACGGAAAUGUAACUACACUGGGAAAUGCACCUUUGCUCACAGCCAGGAGGAGAAGGAGAUGUGGACGUAUAUGAAGAAUAAUGACUUGCGGGACAUGCAGCAGAUAUAUGACAUGUGGCUUAAAUUAAUCGCCCACAACCACCAGGCAGAUGGAGCCAUGCUCACCCAGCCUGUCCCAGAAGAGAAAUAUAUCGUCAUGCCAACUGACUAUGCUGAACCAAUGAGUGGCUUUCACUGCCGUCUGUGCGGUAAGCACAGUAACAGUAUAAGGCAGUGGCAACAGCACAUCUCCUCUGAGAAGCACAAGGACAGAGUGUUCAGCUGUGAGGGAGAAGAUGAAGCGCUGACGUGGAGCUACCGUUUCCCUGGGACAUGCUUUGAACUCUGCCCCAAGUUGGGUGGCAGCUGUCCUGACGGUGUGAGCUGUGACUACGCCCACAGCAAUGAGGAGCUCCAGGAGUGGACCGAAAGACGGGACUUCUUGCGACGAAAGCUGGCCAGAGCAAGGGAAGACAUGCUCAUCAUGCCUGAUGAGUUUGACUUUGGGAAGUUCAACUUUCUACUUCAGGAUUAAGAUUUUUUUUGACUUUGUGAGACUGCCAAACUAGAAUUUCAAAACUAAAAUCAGCAGGUGAUGUGGUCACAUAAGCAGUGUGUACAAUUUACCAAAACAUCACUUGGAAUGUAAGGUGUAAUGUAUUUGCCUUCCCAAACAUGCCAAAUACUAUUUACUUUAAACUGGUAGAUAUUUUAAUUCCUUCUAACAUUGUAUUUUUUUCAGAGCUAUUUGUAUUUUCUGUUCAGCUGAAACGUCAGUAAAAAAAAAUAGUGCUGUGAAAGUAAGGCUCAUGUUUGUGCCAUUCAUCUCAGAUUAUUCAUAAUGCCUUCAUAUAUAACCAAACAUGACCCAUGUGACAUCUGUUUGGUUCUUUUCUGUCCAUUAAGAGGCUGUUCAAAGUCUUAACUAUGCAUUAAAAAAGUCCCCAAAGAUUUCUCAACAUUUAACACAAAAAAAUUUGGUAUGCUCCGUUAUGAUUUGUAACAAGUGAAGAUGUGUUUUUGGUGGUAUGACUCGACUUUUUGUAUUUCUAUGUGGAGCAUAUGUGUGUUAUUCUGGGUCAUAUUUUCAUCACACAAGGCAAUUAUUGCCAUAUUGGCCAAAUUAUUUUGUCUUACAGUUGUGUUCAUUGUUUAACUAAAUGAGAAGUAAAUCACGUGAA
This is a messenger RNA of Micropterus dolomieu (smallmouth bass), 4084 nucleotides long. Its product is annotated as zinc finger CCCH domain-containing protein 7B-like. Gene Ontology annotation, biological process: miRNA processing. Gene Ontology annotation, molecular function: miRNA binding; protein binding; metal ion binding. NCBI's taxonomy places the organism in Eukaryota, Metazoa, Chordata, Actinopteri, Centrarchiformes, Centrarchidae. The record is from RefSeq and is a predicted model, not a curated record. The coding region runs from base 268 to 3438 and encodes 1056 amino acids. The transcript is spliced from 23 exons.